AUGUUCAAGUUCAAGGACUGGGCCGGCGGUGGCAGUGGCGGUGGAGGCAGAAGCCGGUCACAGCAGUCAGCGCAGGACUCAUCACCAGCAGGCGAAGCAUCAGACGGGAGCCAAGCGUCGUCGUUAUCCCGGGAUCAGCUGCUCCAGCGACUACACACACUCUCGGAGAAGAACGAACGCUUUGAGCUGAGAUUCAGAGAUGUUGUCGCCGCUUACAAGUCGCUGCUGAAGGAGAAGCAGGCGCUAGAACUGACGGUUAGCGCAUUGACGGGGAGUGGGGAGGCUGAGACGCCGCAACCAGCGCCUGCACAAGCAACAGCGUCAAGUGGUACAACAGCAUCUCCGUCAGGGGAUGAAGCAGAUGGCGAAGCAACCCAGGACAAGCCAACAGGCGCUGACAGCACACCUGAGGAUGCCGGCAAGAGUGCCGAAGAGAGCGAAGCCGGUGACAUUGCGGCCACGUCGGCAUCAGAGGAGCAGCCGCCUGACGCGGGUGCGUCUGCGAGUGCCCUCACCUCCCUCAAGCAGGCCAUCCAGACCUUGACGCAAGAGAAGGCCACCAUCAUGGAGCGGUUCCAACAGGACAAGCGAAUCAGCGCCGAGAACCACCGGCGCGAGCUCGAGCAACUGCACACAAAGUUUGAGAAUGCGUUGGCGCAAGAACAGGAGAAGACACAGGAACUGAACGACAAGUGCUCGCGACUUGAGAAGCAGGUUGAGUCGCUGACGCAGCAGCUGUCGAUUGCACAUCAGUCCAACGACGAGAAGGACGCGAAGAUCAAGGAUCUCAGAGAAGCACACGCGGCCGAGGUAGCGCGGCUGCGAGAGGAGCUGGUGCCUGUGGAUACGGACGUGCAGAAGCGACUGCUGGAUCUGAACGACAAAUUGCAGACGGCGCGAGAUGCCGAGAUUGAGGCCAUCACCAAACUCAACGACGAGGCGGCACGCAACAGGGAGCGGGAGCUUGCGCUUGAGCAGGAGUUGUCGCGACUGAAGGCGCGAGCGGCCUCGGCAGAGUACAGAGGAGAGAGCAAGGCCAUGCUCAAGCUCAAGGCUGAGUUGGUGGCGCAGCAGAAGGAAGUUGAGCGAUGGAAGGAGGCAGCAGAGGCCGCACAACAGGGCAAGGACCAAGCGCUGCUGGCCGCCCAACAACAGAUACAGGAGGCACAACAGCGGGCGGAGUUUACGGUGCAGCAGCAGCAGCACUCCAUGCAGCUAGACAGCAGGGAGAAGGACCUGCAGGAGAAGAGGAUUGUUGAACUGUCGAAUAUGAUUAGCAGAUACGAGCACUCCCGAUUGGAGGACCAGAAGAAAAUCGACGCUCUUCGCGAUGAAACGUCCGAUUACAAGGAUCAGGUCUUUGCCCUCAGAGAACGCGUCAAGGAAUUGCAGGAUGCACUGGACGAGGACGACAAAAUUGUCAUCGCCAAACUCCAGGACACGAUUUCGCGGCUCAAGUCGCGAUUGCAUCAUGCGCUGAGUGCCAAUCACGCCGACGGGGCGGAGGAGGAGCCCGAGGGUGACGGUGUGGUUCGCCAACCGUCCUGGCUCAGGGAGGACACUGAUGAUGAAGACGCCAUGACGCAGGCAGAUAGCGACAUUACUGCUGAUCUUCAGGCGAAUCUGGACGCAGCGCGACAGGAGGCGAUGGCGUACUACAAAAAGGCCAAGGUGCGCGAACAGCUGGAGUCUGAGAUUUCGCGGUUGAAAUCGGAGCACCGGAAAGCGGUGGAAGAAUUGCACGUGAAACAGCAGCGGACGCGACAGAGACAGAUGGCUCUGCUCGCUGACAAGGACGCCGAGAUUUCGCGUCUUCGCGGCAGUUCAUCGGGAGUGGCAACGCUGACGGUUCAAUCACCGUCGUCAUCGUCAACACCGCCAUCGCCAUCAAAGACGACGGGGGAUGCGCAGCGGCCGGCACCACGCGACGUGUUGCGGACGGGGGAUCCUCUUCUCCACAUCAACAACCUCGAGGCCGAUCACAUGAAUCAGCGGGAGGUUGCGCGUCAACGAGAACGUGAACUGACGGGAAAAUGCAUCCAACUCGAAGAGGCAAACGCAUCUCUGCAGACAAAGCUCAAUCUCUUGCAGGAGGAGGUGCGUCGCUUCGAGCGGAAUUCAAGACGGGAGGGCGCGAAUUUGGAAUACCUCAAGAACAUCGUCUACAAGUACAUGAUCACAGACAUGGGUCGUGACAGGAUGGCCAAAGCGAUUGCUGCUGUGUUGCAGUUCAGUCCAGAGGAGGAGAGACGGGUGAUGGCCGCGUGCAGUUCAACACAGCAGUCGUCGUGGCUGUGGUAG
This is a messenger RNA of Salpingoeca rosetta, 2301 nucleotides long. RefSeq lists its product as uncharacterized. Bases 1 to 2301 code for a protein of 766 amino acids. The transcript is spliced from 22 exons. The record is from RefSeq and is a predicted model, not a curated record. Lineage: Eukaryota; Choanoflagellata; Craspedida; Salpingoecidae. Gene Ontology annotation, cellular component: Golgi apparatus.